Messenger RNA from Sebastes umbrosus (honeycomb rockfish), 2927 nucleotides. RefSeq names its product synaptoporin. The coding region runs from base 123 to 974 and encodes 283 amino acids. The record is from RefSeq and is a predicted model, not a curated record. Lineage: Eukaryota; Metazoa; Chordata; Actinopteri; Perciformes; Sebastidae. Gene Ontology annotation, cellular component: synaptic vesicle membrane; synaptic vesicle. The transcript has 6 exons.
AGAGCCGAGUGCCCCUCUGACUGUUACGCGCGACAGACGCAUCAAUCGUGUCUUGGCUUGCGGUUUGAGAUUGUUUACAUCCAAUCAAAUAAGUAAGAAAGGAAAAGUAGCCUGCUGCUGAAAUGGAAUCAACCGAUCAGCCUGCAUCUGUGGGGAUAUUUCAAGUGCUGAAAUUACCUCUGGGAUUUAUCCGUGUUUUGGAGUGGCUCUUUGCCAUUUUUGCUUUUGCAACAUGUGGCGGCUACUCUGGUCAGCUGCGGGUUAGUGUGGACUGCAUGGAGAAGGCCAGGAGCAACCUCAGCAUUGGCAUCGACUUUGCUUAUCCGUUCAGGUUGCACCAGGUGUCCUUUGAGGCGCCAGCGUGUGAAGGUAUUAGGAACGAACGCGUGUUCCUCAUCGGAGACUAUUCAUCCUCUGCGGAGUUCUUCGUCACCAUCGCGGUCUUUGCCUUCCUGUAUUCCCUCAUGGCCACCAUUGUCUACAUCUUCUUUCAGAACAAGUACCGUGAAAACAACCGAGGACCACUCAUUGACUUUGUGGUGACGGUGGUGUUCUCCUUCUUGUGGCUGGUCAGUUCCUCCGCUUGGGCCAAGGCUCUGUCUGAUGUGAAAAUGGCCACCGAUCCAGACGAGGUGCAGCUGCUCAUCUCUGCCUGCAAAGUCCAGAACAACAAGUGUGGAUCUCUGUAUGGACCACGCUGGUCCGGACUCAAUACCUCAGUGGCUUUUGGGUUCCUCAACUUUGUUCUAUGGGCCGGGAACAUCUGGUUUGUCUUUAAGGAGACCGGCUGGCACAAGGGUGCCUCGAGGUUAGCAGGCGGGACGUCUGAGAAACAGUCCGGCACCUUUAACCAGCCGCCCUACAACCAGGGAAGCUUCGACCAGUCAGGGAGCUACAACGCCCAGGGAAACCUCGGCCAGCCGUCCGAGUACAGCCAGGUGGGAGGGCCCACCUCCUACUCCAAUCAGAUGUAGCCGUGCCUUUUCGAUUCGUGAGUGGCAUUUUAAACCAGGGCAAUCAGGAGGUGAUCGGAGAGGAGGAAAGCUUGUCAAAAAACAAGAAAGAUGGUCAUAAAAAAAGGCAUCAAAGGUGUUAAAGUACACCGAUUGUAGAUACAAGUAUCGUUGGGUAUUGUACAAAAUUGUUAGAUCUAGUCUUUUACUCCUUCUCUGUCUGAGGUGUUGUUUGCUGAAUGUUGUAUUUCUUGUAGUUUGAAAAGUGAUGGUCUCUCUCUCUCUCUCUCUCUCCGUGUUUGGUAAUUGACAUUCACUGUUACGACCGGAUUUGCACUGUUGUGGAAGGAAAAAAGUGCUCAAUGUUCGUAUAGUUCCUCAAGUUUGGAAAAGGGUGUCGACUCAGUGCAUGAUGUCGUACGUGUGCUAAUAUGUUCUCUGUGAAACUAGUAAAAAAAAAAACAUUUUGUCUCUGAAAGUUUACAAAAAUCAUACUGCCCUGACUCGUCACUGAAAGUUUAUUUACAUGUAUAUUAUUUUUUCUAACCUAACUGGAAAUAUAUUUUGAUAACGGGUAUUUCUAAUUCAGAUUCAUAAUAUAAUUUGCGUUAUAUUUGUUAGAACAAAUACAUUCCAACUCAUGUCUGACAUUGAUUAUAUCAGAGAGCAAUAAACUGCAAAAUACACUAUACAGGGGUUUGUGCAAAACAAAGUACAGUAUGCAACCAUUGCAGCAUGUUGUUUCUGUUCCCAUGGUUUUCACUUCUUUACGGAGCUUCUGCACAGACAAUAUCACACUCAUUUCAUGUGAAUAAUGUGAAGAGGGAGAUCGUCUCCCUCGUUGUUUACAAGUGGCCGCUCCUGCUACAAAUUACUGUGACUGUUUUCUAUGCCGUCCUCAGAUUACUUAUAACAUAUAAGUUAUACCUCUCUAAAGCAUGUCCAGAGUAUCCAUUUACACUGCUAAAGCCCAGCAAAAAAGCACUUCAGAACCACAGUGAUGAUAGAUUAAUGGUUGGCUCAUCUGUACAUAACUAAUAUUGAGCUUUUGUUGACUUUAACCCUUUAGUGUCCUCACUAAGAAAAAAAGCAACGGAAACAUUUUCUCUUUACAUUUUUUAUGUCCUUAAAUUCACUGCUUUUACCAGUAAAGGACAAUUCAACCGUUUGGUAGAGCAUGUUUUUAAACAAUUAUUUCAACAUUAUUAUAAUGGAAUAACAUUAAAUGUACCAUUUUAACAACAAUGAAUGAUCAAAAGUUGUUUUUUUUAUUUAGUAGAAAAUAGUAAAUUUGAAUUACAUCAUUAGCUUUACUACCUUUACCAUAAAAGGACAACUGAACUGUUUGGUAGAGCAUGUUUUUAAACUAUGAUAUGUCAAAAGAAUAUGCCUAAAUCAGUCCAAACAGAGUCCUCAUGUCUGGGGUAAUUUUUUUUGUUGCUAACUUUAUAUAAGAAGGCAAAUUAAAAAGUCAAUGCAAUUUGAAGACACGGCGACAUCUAGUGGAUUUGUUUUAGCAUAACACACCUAAACGGAGUGGUAGAGAUGGCUCAAUCUGGUUGAGUUCAACACAUUUUCAAUAGAUAUACAGUAGUGACUCAAAAUAUGCUCUACCAACGGUCUACUAACGGUAGAGGACAACAUUAAAGGGUUAAAAUCAUAAUUCAGUUUUGCACACAUUUUGAAUAUCAGUGCAGUCCGUGUAUAGUAAUAUUCCAGGGAUAAUGCCCGGUUGCUGUUUGUUUACAUUAAUAUGACUUGUGCAACCCUGUUUCUUGACCUCCUACGCAUGUGGCUUGCAUCAGUGUAAUAAAGCAGAUUGAACAUCCAUGUUUGUAUAAUAGUCUGACAUCCAUGAUAUAAAUGUGUACGGGCACUUAAAAAUCAGUCCAUGAGUGUGGAUGUUUUACAGGCAUUCAUGCUAAUAAAGAAAGAUGCACAAAUCUGCCCGUAAAUAACCUGCUCUGCAUGUGU